Molecule: messenger RNA, 1418 nt
Organism: Paramecium sonneborni
Lineage: Eukaryota; Ciliophora; Oligohymenophorea; Peniculida; Parameciidae
Source: the annotation of a GenBank genome assembly
AUGUCUGAUACAGUCAUCAAUAAAAUUCUUGAAUCUUAUGGGUAUUUUAAUUCAAUAUUCCAAGUUACAAAGUAGCUUAACCUUAAUUCAAGAGUAUUAUAUAUCCUAUAGAAUAACUAAAAAAUUCUAUUGAUGAUCAUCAAUUAAAACAAAUAUCACCUGAAUUAUAACAAAUUUUAGAAAGUGAAAGAGCCAGAGAAAUGGUUUAAAAGAGAGGAAUUACACUUGAGAGAACUAAAUAAUUCUUCUAAGAGAAAAUUAAAGAAUAUAAUGCUAUAAUUGAUUUAUAACAUUUAAGAUCUGGAUAAUCAUAUGUAACUCCAAAAAAAGAUAAUAUUUUCAAAAGACAUACAGCAGAUUAAGGAGAAAUCACUAAUUAUCAUUUUGUACUUAAUUGGUAAAAUUUGAAUUUGGUUUUUGAUGAAUUAGAAAAUUAAUCCAAAACAGCAAAAUUUUAAUAUCAAUCUAGAACUCCAGAAUAAUCUUCUACUCAAAUAAAUAAACCUUAGACAUAUAUUAAAUUUUCAAAUAAAAAAGGAAAUUUAGUAAACAGAUUAGAUAAAAUGCUUAAUGAUUAUGAUACGAAAAUGUCUUAAUCAAUUACAACAAAUUUACCAGAAUCUAGAAGAAUUUCUAUGUUAGAAACCCCUCAUAAUAAAUGUAUUAUUUUAUCAACAAAUUAAACUAGUUAAAAGACGAAAUAGUCUAAAUCCAACACCAGUUAAGAAAUAUGUUAAAUUUCAAAACUUUUUAAAAACUGUAAAUAUUCUUUAAAAAAAUUCAGAUGAACAAAUAGAACCUGAAAAUAGAUAAGUUCAAAUUUUUAAGUAUACAUUUAGGAUUUAAUAAAAACAUAUAUUCAUGAUGCAUUUAAUAGAGAAAAACUAUCUACAGAUUCUUCUUAAAGGGAGAGGGCGAAAUCAUAACAAGAAAAUAGAAAAAAAAAUAAAAAGUUGUUAGAAGAAUUAAAUAGAAUGAAUUAAACUUAGGAUUUAAAAAAUCCAUAAUUUAAAUUAACGAAUAAUUAAAUACCUAUCUAUGAAGAUGUUUGUAAUAAUUUGUUAUAAUUAGAGUUUAAAACUAUUGAUCAAAAUUAAAUCAAAUAAGAGAAAGAGAGAAGGAAUAGAAUAAUUUAAUCAGUUAAUUCAAGAAUGCAGCCAAAAUAUGUUCAUUUAGGUGGAAGUCGAUAUGCUGUAAAAAAUAACUUUAAAAAUUAAUAAAUUUAUUAAAAAACAAUCAAUAAAUUAUUGGAAAAUUAAAUUAAAGAAGAGUUUAAGAAAUUAAAAAUAUAUGAUGAUGGAAUAGAUUUAGAUGUCUUGGAAGGACCACCUAGAAAAAUUGAUUAUCAUUCAUCUAAUUUAAAUUAGGAUUACAAUGAUGUUAAAGUAACAAAAAUUGUAUAAAAAAUGAAAAGAUGA